This is a messenger RNA of Selaginella moellendorffii, 1558 nucleotides long. RefSeq names its product putative methylesterase 13, chloroplastic. Gene Ontology annotation, biological process: jasmonic acid metabolic process; salicylic acid metabolic process. Gene Ontology annotation, molecular function: methyl salicylate esterase activity; methyl indole-3-acetate esterase activity; methyl jasmonate esterase activity. Lineage: Eukaryota; Viridiplantae; Streptophyta; Lycopodiopsida; Selaginellales; Selaginellaceae. The coding region runs from base 29 to 841 and encodes 270 amino acids. The record is from RefSeq and is a predicted model, not a curated record. The transcript has 4 exons.
CUUGAGUGGCAGAAUUUGUAUUGCUACAAUGGUUCAUCUCUUUAUCUAUUGGAUUCUCCUUGCCUGCGCGAUCCUCGCACAAGCAAGCAACCAGGAAUCUAGUAAGUUCCACUUUGUUCUAGUGCAUGGAGCUGGCCAUGGAGCAUGGUGCUGGUAUAAAGUCACACAAGAGCUUGAGGAACAGGGCCACAAAGUGGAUGCACUGGAUUUAACCAGCGCUGGAACGAGUGGUGUGGAUGCACUUGCAGUGGAUAGCUUGGAGACUUACUCGGUUCCUUUGGUUCAACUGCUUGAAUCACUUCCACCAAAGGAAAAGGUGAUUUUAGUUGGGCAUAGUCUAGCAGGUCUUUCACUUACAUAUGCCAUGGAAAAGUUUCCAGAGAGAAUUUCUGGAUCCUUUUUUGUAACUGCACUUAUGUUCACUUCAAACGCAACUCAAGCUCGACAAGAUUUCAACCAGAUUUUUCAAGGAAUUCAACCAUAUAUCACACCUCUAUUUCGCAAUGGCUCUUCUUCAACACCUGCUGCUGCUUCCUUCCGGCUAGAGUUUGUUCGAAAAGUUCUAUACCAUAAAUCUCCUCCACAGGAUGUUGUCCUCGCCAAAUCGAUUCUAAAGCCAUUCCCGGUUCUUGACCCUGCGGUGAGCUUCACCGCAGCAAACUAUGGAAGUGUUCCUCGCUACUUUAUCAAAGCCACGGAAGAUCGCGCCAUUCCACUGGAAAGGCAAGAGGACAUGAUCAGGAAGACUCCUCCGUUCAAGGUUCUAAAGCUUCCUUCAGACCACUCUCCAUUUUUCUCAAUGCCCAAGAGCUUAGUUCACUCUAUCAUGUCAGUGCUCUAGCUCAAGAGACCAAUUCAAUGUCUCAAACAGUGCAAAGUUUUUUAAACUGUAACGAGUAUACUCCGAAUAUCCGUUUAGGGUUCUUGAGCAAAAUGGGGAAGCUGGGCAGGAUCUAUCAUCCCGGGUGCUCACAGGGCGAUGCCAAGACGUACGCGCUGGCGAUCGUCCGUGCGAUCCAGGAAUGCGGCGCGCUUACGUCGCAUCAGCUGUGGGAUCACGCCCAGGCCGAGGGGAUUCGCACCAAGCGCCAACUGAAGCAAUUCCUGCGGUGGAUGAAGCAAGAGCACCUGGUGAGCACCGUCGAGCUUCCAGCCCAUGGCGACAACCGCGUCUACAAGCUCCCGGACAGGAUCCGCGACGAUGCCAUCUCUGGCGUGAGCGCUGCGGCGGGGAGGAUCGAGACGCCGGAAAAGGAGUACAAGAUUGAUCUUGGCGAGAUCUGGCUCAAGAACAAUCCCCGCGAGCAGCUAACCAAGUACGAGCUCCGCCUCCAGGCGCGAGAGGAGAGGCGCGGCCUAGCUCCACUCAUGCCUUUCUGGGAUAUAUGAGAGAAGAGAUCUGGCAGUUGCGAUGCUCGAUUCUUGUCGAGGAGAAAAAGAUCUAGUUGCUCGACGAUGAAAGACUCUCGCUUGCAAGCUCCGGAGAUCUUGGAAGAACUUACGCAAGUCAGUAUGAUAUGAAAGAGAAACGAAAGAGAAGGUUCUCACCUUUGUUUUA